Molecule: messenger RNA, 1033 nt
Organism: Sceloporus undulatus (fence lizard)
Lineage: Eukaryota; Metazoa; Chordata; Lepidosauria; Squamata; Phrynosomatidae
Product: zymogen granule membrane protein 16-like
Exons: 4
Coding region: 463-1014 (183 amino acids)
Source: RefSeq, a predicted model, not a curated record
ACAUCAAGUCAUUUCUGUUUCACCCUAAGAAGCAGAAUAUUCUAGGAGCUGCCCAAAUGUUGAGUUACCAUAAGAUUUUACAACCAGAGGAGAACUUGGGGAAUACAAAUGCUGAGGCAUCUGUUCAUUUGCUUAGUAUUUUCUGUAAAUGAAUGUUCCUUUGUGAAUGCUGAAAAGGAGAUGAAAUAUUAGAUCACAAUAGAAGGCCUGUUAGUUUCCCCUGCGACGAGUGACAGGUAAAAUGAACCUCCCUUAAUAGAGCACAAUCUGUUGCCAAACCAACCAGAGCUGGUCUAUGAAAGAUAAAGCCCUAUUUCUUCCAGAGGAGAGACUGAUAAUGUGAAAUGCCUUCCUGAACAUCAAACACAUGAAAAACCAAAAGAGAAUGUCACAACGCUGUGUUCCUAUGACCAGGUGCAAGUCCUCCUCUUAAGCAAGGGCUAUCGUAUUUCAUCCUCUGAGAUGGUGGCAUUAAUUCUGCUGUUCUUCCUGUGUGCUGGAGUGUCGGGAAGCCCAGCCCAGACAAGGCUUUCUUCUUUUUCUGGAGAAUAUGGUGGCGAUGGAGGGGACUAUUUUGACCAGUCAAGUAACCAGCUGGAUGGCCCUAUGACUGCCCUCAAAAUAAGAGCAAAUGACAGGUACCUACUAAGCAUUCAAGUUCGCUAUGGUGACUCAUGGUCCAUCACUGAAGGGAGUACUAUGGGGAGUCCAACUGGCAUGGAACUGUAUCACGGAGAGGGAUUUGUCCAAGUCCUGGGCCGUUUUGGAAGCUACGUGGAGUACCUCGCUUUCCGGACCAAUCUUGGCCGCGUCUUUGCCUUUGGGUCUAGCUCUGGUUCAGGGAUAAGCUUCGAAGCCGAGCCUAUGUUCCCAAACACAGUUCUGCGUUUCAUCAGUGGGCGGUCGGGGUCUUCAGUCAACGCUCUUGGGUUCCACUGGGAUGAAGACCAAUGGAUAGAAACAGGGAACCAAUCCUCCCUCUCCACACAGCCAUCCACAAUAAUCUCCACAUAGAUUACAGAAAGCAAUAAAC